AUGUCCGACCAUGGACCACAUAUUGAGCUGUGUCUGAAUGGAGGCUCCACCGCUGGUCUUAAAGGAGGAAAAUCGAAUUCAUACGAGGGCGGUUUUCGAAUCCCGUUCAUAGCUUGGCAGCCAGGUACGGUAAAAGCCGGACGGGUGUCGAAUGAGGUCAUCAGCAGCAUGGAUCUCUACGCUACAUUCCGGGAUAUGCAGACGUGCCCAUUCUCGAGGAGACAAAUGCCGCUCGACGGGACAAAUAUACUGGAUGAGUUGACAGGGAACAAGUGA
This is a messenger RNA of Ostertagia ostertagi, 276 nucleotides long. The record is from the annotation of a GenBank genome assembly. Lineage: Eukaryota; Metazoa; Nematoda; Chromadorea; Rhabditida; Trichostrongylidae.